Messenger RNA from Parnassius apollo (apollo), 489 nucleotides. The record is from the annotation of a GenBank genome assembly. NCBI's taxonomy places the organism in Eukaryota, Metazoa, Arthropoda, Insecta, Lepidoptera, Papilionidae.
AUGAGUAAUAAGAGAAUGGAUGAAAUGGAGAGCAGGAUUAGUAUUCUAGAACAGAAGACUCAAAGCAACAGUAACAGGUCAGUCGAAAUAAAUGAGCUCGAACAAACCGCUUCCCGACUUACGCGUGAGCUUAAUGAUCGGGAGCAGGAGUUGCUUGCAGCUGACCUUGAAAUCACAAAUAUUCCGGAAGAGAGGACAGAAAACAUCACUCAUACGGUCGUGUUGGUGGCUGCAAAGCUGGGAGUAUCGCUGGACGAGAGGGACAUUGUUUUCGCGGAUCGUGUAGGAACAAGGAAGCAGGGUGACAAUGCGGAUGGAGGUCGGGGCCAUGAGCGUCGAGUGGUGGUGCGUCUAGCGCGCCGCCAGCUGCGCGAAGAGUUAUUGCGAAGCGCACGCGUGCGGAGGAAUGCUACCACCACUGACCUUGGCCUGCCAGGUCCACCUUGUCGCUUCUAUAUUAAUGAGCGUCCCUCAAGAGCUAAUCGCUAA